UUUCCUCAUGCAUCUGCCUAGAGUCACAGGGUGUUUCCUGCUGAACCUCCAAGCCAUCUCAGUCCCUCAAAAUCUCCCUUCUUGGCCUUUCCCAGAAAUAAAUUCUUGGUGGAAACUAUAAAACACCAGUUCUUCCUAGCAGAAUAACUCCACUGGCUGCCACCAGAGGCCAAGGCACUUGGCAGCAAUGCAAGCCCUCCAUCUCUCAGUCCUUUUAGCUUUCCUGACCUUGCUUCAGGCUGCAGCAUUGGCCACAAAUGCACGGGCCACCACGACUGCUGCCAUCUCUGAUGCUGUGAAUCAGGUCAAGGUCCAAGUCAACAAGGCCUUCCUGGAUUCCAGGACCAGGCUAAAGGCUGCCAUGAGCUCAGAGGCACCCACCACUCGACAGCUCUCGGAGUACCUCAAGCAUGCCAAAGGCCAGGCGCGCACAGCCAUCCGCAACGGGCAGGUGUGGGAGGAAUCCUUAAAGAGACUGAGGCAGAAAGUGGCCUUGACCAAUGCCACAGAACCUAGCCUGGACUUGACUGCACUGUCUUGGGAGGUGGGCUGUGGUGCCCCCGUUCCUGUGGUGAAAUGUGACAAGGACAAUCCUUACCGAACCAUUACAGGAGACUGUAACAACAGGAGGAACCCCGCUCUGGGCGCCGCCAACAGGGCGCUGGCGCGCUGGCUGCCCGCCGAGUACGAGGACGGGCUCUCCCUGCCCUUCGGGUGGACGCCGGGGAGGACGCGGAACGGCUUCCCGGUCCCGCCGGCCCGCGAGGUUUCCAACAAGAUUGCAGGCUACCUGAGUGAGGAGGGUGUUCUGGACCAAAACACGUCCUUGCUGUUCAUGCAGUGGGGUCAAAUUGUGGACCAUGACCUGGAUUUUGCCCCCGACACUGAGCUGGGGAGCAGCGAGUACUCCAAAGCCCAGUGUGACAAGUACUGUAUCCAGGGAGACAACUGCUUCCCCAUCAUGUUCCCUCCCAAUGACCCCAAGGUGAAGACUCAAGGGAAGUGCAUGCCUUUCUUCCGAGCUGGGUUCGUCUGCCCCACUCCACCUUAUCAGUCCCUGGCUCGAGAUCAGAUUAACGCUCUGACCUCCUUCCUGGAUGCCAGCCUUGUAUACGGUCCUGAGCCCAGCCUGGCCAGCCGCCUUCGAAACCUCAGCAGCCCGCUGGGCCUCAUGGCUGUGAACCAGGAGAUCUGGGACCACGGACUGGCUUACUUGCCCUUUGACAUCAAGAAGCCAAGCCCCUGUGAGUUCAUCAACACCACGGCCCAAGUGCCCUGCUUCCUGGCAGGAGAUUUCCGAGCCUCCGAGCACACCUUGCUGGCCGCUUCCCACACCCUCCUUCUCCGAGAGCACAACCGGCUGGCCAAAGAACUAAAGAGACUCAACCCUCACUGGGAUGGAGAGAAGCUCUACCAGGAAGCCCGGAAAAUCCUGGGAGCCUUCAUGCAGAUUAUCACCUUCAGGGACUAUCUACCCAUUGUGCUCGGUGAUGAGAUGCAGAAGUGGCUCCCUCCAUACAGAGGCUACAACCAAUCUGCUGACCCCCGAAUCUCCAAUGUCUUCACCUUUGCCUUCCGCUUUGGCCACUCGGAGGUCCCCUCCACUAUGUCCCGCCUGGAUGAGAAUUAUCAGCCUUGGGGUCCAGAAGCAGAGCUCCCCCUGCACACCCUCUUUUUCAACACCUGGAGGAUGGUCAAAGAGGGUGGAAUUGACCCUCUGGUCAGGGGCCUGCUGGCCAAGAAGUCCAAGCUGAUGAAUCAGAAUAAAAUGAUAACAGGAGAGCUGCGCAGCAAGCUUUUCCAGCCCACUCACAAGAUCCACGGCUUCGACCUGGCCGCCAUCAACAUACAGCGCUGUCGAGACCACGGGAUGCCCGAUUCUGGUGGGAAAACCCUGGGGUCUUCACUGAGAAGCAGCAGGAAUCUCUACAGAAAAUGUCCUUCUCACGCCUUGUUUGUGACAACACCCACAUCACCAAGGUCCCACGGCACCCAUUCCAGGCCAACAACUACCCUCAAGGCUUUGUGGAUUGCUCAGCCAUUGACAAGCUGGACCUUUCACCCUGGGCCUCAGUGGAGAAUUAGGGGCCCAGAUUUCCCAGCCUCCCACACUGUGCAGUUCUGCUCCCUUUGGUCCAUGAUGCCAUUUCAGGCAAGUUCAGUGACCCCGUCCCUUAGAGCUGCACACCCCAUCCGGGCCCUUCUAUUCAGCUGGGUUUCUUGACACUCACCAGAUGCACACCUCGCUCAAACCCAAGGCCAGCACCUUUGCCUUUCCAGCUCUUCCACCUGAAUACCACUGUUUCCAUGCCAUCUGCUCUGUCUGUGGGAUGUCACCCAUCCUCUCCCUGCAUCAAGUCUUGACUGAGGCCAUGGUCUUUGCACUCUUAACUUUCCUCCUCUCCUUUCAAACUAGAUUGUGAGCUCCUUGAGCCAGAGACUUCUGUCUGCUUCCCAGUGUCCCCGUGCCAUCAAGCAUGAUGCUCAGCACACAGCAAGGGCUCAAUAAACAUCUGAUGAUUGACUGAU
Molecule: messenger RNA, 2529 nt
Organism: Leopardus geoffroyi (Geoffroy's cat)
Lineage: Eukaryota; Metazoa; Chordata; Mammalia; Carnivora; Felidae
Gene: LPO
Product: lactoperoxidase
Exons: 12
Coding region: 188-2224 (678 amino acids)
Biological process (GO): response to oxidative stress
Molecular function (GO): thiocyanate peroxidase activity; heme binding
Source: RefSeq, a predicted model, not a curated record